UAUACAACCUUCGUCCGUUGAACGUUGAACCAAUACAGAAUUGGUCUGUUGACUUAAUACAACAACCUCGUAUUCAUAUUCAAAGAAAGUUUAUUGUACCCGGGAUCGUACAUACACGGUAUGUAAAUGGUGUGAAGGAAAGGGCUUUAUAUAGUACUUUCUUUGGAGCCGUGAUUGACUGAGUGUUCGGAAGAUGACAAAACGAGUUCACUAACUCAGGAUUGUUCAUCAUACGUCAGAGAGCUAGGAGGGAAGAGAGCGGGAUUAUUCGGUGAUGUCAUCCCUGGCAUCUUCCUCUGUAGAUCUCCCCCAACGUCAUUCGACCUCUCGUGCACACUCAUCCACAUCAUCAUUAGAUGCUCGUAUUCGUCCCUCAGUGACUUGAACCACCCAGUUUGAGCGGAUCCUAGCUGGCGAGGAAACCCGUAACCUCCUCGUAGGAAAUCAGGAGCAACCCGAUCCAGGUUGGCCAAUCUGUUUCGUUUGUCAUGCAUCUGUAUCAUCGAGAAGAUAAAAUGGAUAGUAUUUUGAGCUGAACCCCAUUUUUCUCGAAACUAGGAAUCUGACAUGUAGCUCAUCACAACCAGAGGGAAGAAUAAAGCCGGUCAAUACGUGAGCAGAAAUUUUAGACAUUGGACAGAGAUAGGUGUUGUAUAUAGAGAAGCAUCUAUAUCCGAUACGCCAUUUCGGUUCCGGGUUUUGAGAAGCGUCUAUGUAAAAUAUCCGAUUCCGAUACGGUUCUGGAUGUCGAUUGGCAGAUCGUUGGGCUAGUACCUGAGUGACACUCAUCGAAACGAAUGUGAAAGACACAGAAAACAUACAGUUUCAAAGUGCAGUACUAUAUAAGGGAAAAUGUCUGACGCGUCAGCCGAUCGUGACGGUGAUCUAAGCAGGAGAGCGAUGAAUAUCCUCGAGUUCAUUGGUGAACUUGUGAUCCUUCAUCUCCACAUUCUCUUGGUUACCAUAGAGGCCUUCCUAAUAUGGAUGAUACCAAGUUUCCUGAGGUCGAAAUCUCUGGAGGGUGAGACGAUGCUCAUUACGGGGGCUGGCAGCGGCAUGGGCAGGCUCUUCGCGCUCAAGUUUUCUGCAUUAGGAGUACGAGUGGUAUUGUGGGAUAUCAACGCCUCUGCCGUUGAAGAAACGGCAAAGAUGGUACGCGUGAACGGCGGAAAGGCCUGGUGGUAUACCUGUGACGUCACCAAGAUGGAGAAGGUCAACGAGGCUGCACAGAGGGUGAGGGAAGAGGUCGGGGACGUGACCAUGCUGGUUAACAACGCAGGCAUUGUGACCGGGAAGUACUUCCAGGAUUUGAAAGAAGAGGAUUACCAGAGGACAAUGAAUGUUAAUUCAUUGGCUCAUGCGUGGACCCUGAAGGCGUUCCUUCCUCACAUGUUGGAGAGAAAUCACGGUCAUAUCGUCACUAUAGCUAGUAUCAUGGGUGAGCUUGUAGUACCAGGAUUGAGCGAUUACUGUAUGAGUAAAUUCGCUGCUGUCGCACUCCACGAAAGUUUGCUACGCGAGGUCCGGGCUCAGCGGAAAGAUGGGAUCCAUUUUACACUGGUCAAUCCUUACAAGAUCGACACCGGAAUGUUUGACGGAGCGAGGAUCAAAAAGUCAGCAGAGUUGUUGUUCCCUACCCUUAAACCCGAGUACGUAGCUGACAAGGUUGUAGAAGCUGUACAAACUAACACAGACGUGGUCAGGACACCUUUCAUCUUCAAUAUUGUUGUCAUUAUCUCAAAAAUACUACCUCUGAAGGCCAUACUUCUCCUUGAAGACUUCGCUGGAAACGAGAAGGCAAUGAAAACCUUUGUUGGACGUAGAGGGCAGACUGUCGAUGAGCAAGCAGUGACAAAGAUUGAGUGAUUCUUCUUCUCUCGUCACACAUGUCACAUAAUUAUGACUCGACGAAUCAAGCAGAUAAAAGUCGUAUUGAUUUUUUAAAAUGUAAUCGCCGAUGUUCGAGAGGGAGUAUUAAACUCAUCGUAUUUCGAAAUUCAAUUUAACUCAGGCCUUGGUUUUUCGAAUCCUCCAUGCUGUAAUGGCGAUAUUCUCAGAGAGUAACUUGUGCAUAAGUGUUAAAUUAGCAGAUGAUGAAAUUUACUUAUACUGUUAAGGAUGUGUGUUACCAUUUAACCAUUUGCUAUCCAUUGUUAAUCCAGGUUUACACCAGAUCUCAAAAUUGUAUUGCAUCUAUCAUACCUCGGUUACAUUUACUCUACGGCGGCCGUAUACAGCGAUUCGAAAACAGCCGUUUUAACAUUUUUGUUUGUACCAUAAAAUAAAAAUAAUUAAAACGACUGUUUUCGACUCGCCGUAAGGCCGCUGAAGAAUACAUGUGACCUAGGUAUAAUAUAUUUGUAGUCCAAUUUAAACAGAAAUAACAUUUGUUUAUCAAAGGUGAAGCACCAGUUGUAUUUUCAUAGUAAAUUUUCUUUUAAUGCUGAGCGAUAAAAAUCACACGUUUUGAAUAUUUGAACAAGAUUGAUAGUGGAGGUUCCGAUUAUACUGACUAAGCAUUUUCACGUGUACGCACUGAUGUUUCCAGCAAAGUGACGUGUCAACAAACUCGUUCACUGCCCUUAAUUUUAAGACGCUGUUUGUUGCAAAUAUAUCUGUCUUCUUCAUGUCAGUGAUUGUGGGAAUAUGUAAAUGACACAGUCGAAUAUUGUGUGCAUAUUUUUAAAUCUUAAAUUAUUGUAUUUAAUUAAUGUAUAUAGCCCUUUUUCUUAAUUGUGCGUAGUUUGCACUCACAUGACUGGUGAAUUAUUUGUAGAUAUGGAAUUCAAUUAGUAAAUGUACUUAAAUAUUGCUGCAUUAUAUUAUGUAUGCUGCUAGUUCCCAUGACUCAUUUUCAAUCAAUUUAUUUCAGAAAUGUGCCAUUGUAUAGCAAAUG
Lytechinus variegatus (green sea urchin) is the source of this 2896-nucleotide messenger RNA. RefSeq names its product retinol dehydrogenase 10-B-like. Gene Ontology annotation, cellular component: lipid droplet. The coding region runs from base 853 to 1866 and encodes 337 amino acids. NCBI's taxonomy places the organism in Eukaryota, Metazoa, Echinodermata, Echinoidea, Temnopleuroida, Toxopneustidae. Gene Ontology annotation, molecular function: oxidoreductase activity, acting on the CH-OH group of donors, NAD or NADP as acceptor. The record is from RefSeq and is a predicted model, not a curated record. The transcript has 8 exons.